Messenger RNA from Mycena citricolor, 668 nucleotides. NCBI's taxonomy places the organism in Eukaryota, Fungi, Basidiomycota, Agaricomycetes, Agaricales, Mycenaceae. The record is from the annotation of a GenBank genome assembly.
UUAAAACUUACCAACACGUCUCAAAAGUCCCGUUCUUCGUCCGAACCAUGUGCAACUUCAAGGAACGCAAGAAGCAAGACUAUUUUAUCUCUGCUCACCAAAUAAGACAACAGUCUUGUCUGGCGCCUAUAACCACGGAACUAAGCCUGUCGAAGCGUUUCUGGCAAGUCAGGCAGUCAGUGCGCUGCAUUGACGGCUGCGAAGAUAAAUUCGUUGAUGCACACAAGGCAAAAACAGGGAAGGGAUCUAGGAAGGACAUGCAUGUGACACUCAGUUGUCGUCUCUUCCUGACGCGAACACUCCCAAGAUUGGUGUCGCCUCCGGAAAGGCAUUCCCGUCUGUUGAGAAGGACCAUGCCACUCGGCCGGAUAUCAGCUUUGGGAAGCCUGGACUUAAAAUCAAGUCGGACGAGUGGAACUUGUCGAACACACUCGUCAGCAACCGGCUCACAUCUAAGCGCACGAUCGGGUCCAUAACGACGCUGGCACGCUCUGCGACAGUGCGUGCAGCUGGAAAACACUCAUGCAGUUUGCCAAAGAUGCCCGGCGGCUCAUGAUAUACAUAUAACGGUGUUUUGCGUAAGUUGUCUCCAUCGUAUGCGACAAGGCGACCCUCUUUCGCUUCGACACGGAAGGUUUCUUGGCGAGCUAGCCAUUCCACUGGUUGCG